Messenger RNA from Cantharellus anzutake, 516 nucleotides. RefSeq lists its product as uncharacterized. Lineage: Eukaryota; Fungi; Basidiomycota; Agaricomycetes; Cantharellales; Hydnaceae. The coding region runs from base 55 to 315 and encodes 86 amino acids. The record is from RefSeq and is a predicted model, not a curated record. The transcript is spliced from 2 exons.
CGCGUGCGUGAUAAAAAAUUUCUCCUGCACACUGCUGAGCGCUCAUUCUCAAGAAUGCGAGCCUCCAUGUUUUCACUGGUUCGAGUUUUGCCACGGUCAAGUGUGCCGAAGGCCGCUGUCAUUGAGAGACCCAAGUCUGAGAUCCGGAUCGAGGGCCCAUCCCUCAUCCGAGAGCUCGUCGCGCGACAGGAAGCUGCAGGCGAGAAUUGGCCACCAAACCUCCGGAUAGAAACAUUUGAGGAUAAGAAGCCCGAUUGGGUAGGCGUGAAGGGCAGAGUACGGCAGGCGUUGAAGAAAUGGAUUAAGGAACGAUGACACAGUUGUUCUGUCUUCCAUAAGCGCCGACUCCCCCAACGUUAUUUAAAGAAUCCAUUUAUGAUCAACAAAGUCAUGAAGGCGCCGCAAACAGGUUCUUUCCACGAUGAUUCACAGAAGCGAAUUCCAGACGCGAGUCCAUCUCGUCGAUUGUUCUGAUGGAUUGGGGUAGGGAGGAGCAGCAAGUUUGAGCGUGAUGCC